GUCAAACAGCACGGUGAAGUCCUGAGGAGGGGUCCCAAUACUGAUCACUCCAUAAUACUGGGCCUGGAGAAACAGACAGACCUUUGUAGAGCUUGAUGGCAGCUACAAUGUCUGAAAUUGAAAUGGUGGUGAUGAGCAUUGUCGCCGAGACGCUCAGAGUGGUGAGAGAAUGUCCAGGAGCUGAGAUCCAGGGCAGUCCUGAUAGUGCAGACGAUGGGUAUGACUCAUCCAUCGUUGAGGCUUGGUGCAAUGACCAAGAGGUCUCGACACCAUCAGAUGAGGUCAGAAGAAUAUACAUCAGCACUCCAAGAGCAGUCUCCAUUGCAGAAGUCCUCGUAGAAGAUGCCUUGAGCAAAGUUGUCUCAAAUUUGAGCAGUGAGGGUAUAAUGCCCUCAGACUCUGUAAGUGUGAGCCAGUGCUCAAGUGUGGAUUCCCAAGAGCUAAUGACACAACAAGUCAAAAGAUUCAUUAGUGAAUUACUACUGGGGAUCCAGAGUAAAAUUGCCAGUGGGAAUCUUGAGAUUGAGCGGGGAAUCUCACCAGAGGACCAAGACCUCAUGCAGGAUAUAAUAACAGAUAUGCGGAGACACGUUGUGUCUUCCAGCCCCAUAUCCUGCCCCUCACCUGAAGGUAUUGCUAUGAUACAUAGAGACACAAUCAAAGAUAUAAUCCGCAGUACCCUCGGCCAUAUCCUGCAAAAGGAUUUCACCACUGACCUGGCAGAUCACGCUUUCAUAGAGGAUCUGCUCAAACAGCUCCCUGAAAACAGCCAGGUGAGAGUCACCGACAAGUGGGAAGAAGUUAAUUCACACCCUGACCCUGAAGAGAUGUCCAAGGUGGCACUGUCCAUUUUUUCAAAGCUCCAGUUGCUCUACGGUGACUGCAGGAAUAUGGAGAGUGAGAUAAGUGUAAUGUCCAACACGUUCCUACAGGAUUUUUCAGACUUUCUGUUCUUGGAAAUCAUCAAGGCAGAGCCAAAAAAAGAAGGCUCUGAGAGUCUGACUCAAGAAGUUGAGCCCGAAGAAACAGCAAGAAUCUCCAGUAUUCCUCCAAAUACCAAGAAGAAAGGAAUAAAGACCUUUUUGAGAAGAACCUGGAGGGCCAUAAAACGAACAUUCACCUGCUGCUGUCGGCCCAGUGUUGCCCCUGAACUCUGAAUGCACUACUUGUGCAUUCUCUGUGCUAAAUAGAAAAAAUCCCCUGUCCACACACAAAAAAUAAUUCCCCUGUGCAAUAAUAAACAAAAACAAAAAAAAAACCCUCUCCCCAAAUGAAUGUGGGUAGAAAAUCUCUGCACAGAGAAUGAUUAUGUUCCCCACGAUAUAUGCUAAUGCAUAAAUACAAAUUAAUAAAAAUGUUAAAAGACUAAAAAUUAUCUUUGAUGCAGGUUGUCUCUUUUCAAGCAUGCUUGACUAUUUUUUACUUUGCAUCUUUGUAUCAGAAGAUGCAAUAGCUGGUCAUUCAUUAAGGUUAGGGUUAGGGUUAGGGUUUGAUUUCAUACACUGUGCAUCAUUAUUUUACAGUACACAUUUUACUAUUUUGCACUGCUUUUUCAUUGCACU
This is a messenger RNA of Myxocyprinus asiaticus (Chinese sucker), 1562 nucleotides long. RefSeq lists its product as uncharacterized. The record is from RefSeq and is a predicted model, not a curated record. Lineage: Eukaryota; Metazoa; Chordata; Actinopteri; Cypriniformes; Catostomidae. The transcript has 2 exons. Bases 96 to 1157 code for a protein of 353 amino acids.